Aspergillus steynii IBT 23096 is the source of this 2100-nucleotide messenger RNA. RefSeq names its product acetoacetyl-CoA synthase. The transcript is spliced from 4 exons. Gene Ontology annotation, molecular function: acetoacetate-CoA ligase activity. Bases 1 to 2100 code for a protein of 699 amino acids. Gene Ontology annotation, cellular component: cytosol. The record is from RefSeq and is a predicted model, not a curated record. Lineage: Eukaryota; Fungi; Ascomycota; Eurotiomycetes; Eurotiales; Aspergillaceae. Gene Ontology annotation, biological process: lipid metabolic process.
AUGACUUCUCCAUCGACACUCCCUAGGAAACUAUGGGAGCACCCGAAUCCCCAGUCCACCCAGAUGUGGGCGUUCAAGAAGGCAUUGGAAGAACAAAAAGACCUAAACUUCGCAACCUAUGAUGCUCUCUACAAGUGGUCCAUCAACAACCGAGCAGCCUUCUGGGAUUUUGCCUGGAACUACUUCAGCAUCAUCCACGAAGGCACUUACACGUCCGUCGUCGACGAGACAGCUCGAAUCGACAGCGUUCCUGACUGGUUCAAUGGAAUCCGCGUCAACUUCGCCGAGAACAUGCUUUUCACCGCGGAGAAAUCAGCCAACGGCCACUCGAAGAUCACCACCCUCAACAAGGAAGACGGCAAGAUUGCCCUAACGCAAAUCCGCGAGGGUGGAUCUGAGCCAUCUAUCGAUUUUACCUGGGGUCAAUUGAGAGCGAAGACAGGGAAAUUGAUCCAAGCCCUGAAAGCAGCCGGGGUCACCAAAGGAGAUCGGGUGGCCGUUGUCGCUAGCAAUAGCAUCGACACGCUCGUGGUUCUCCUCGCGACGACGGCUCUGGGUGCGCUCUUCUCCUCGACAUCGACCGAUACGGGGAUCAAAGGAAUCCUCGACCGACUGCUUCAGUUGCAGCCGAAAUGGGUCUUUGUGGACGACGCCGCGAUCUACAAUGGAAAACGGAUCGACCUGCGGUCAAAGAUCAAGGACGUCGUCGAUGGUCUUCGAGACGUCCGAGAGUUUGAAGGCGUAGUUUCCAUCCCUCGCUUCGAGCAGCCAGCAGACGUGAGUGGACUGCUCAAGACCCAGCCUCUGUCUCAAUUCCUCUCCAAAGCAUCGUCAGACAAGCUGGAGUUCGUCCGUAUCGGAUUCCGCGACCCCUUCCUGGUCGUGUACUCGUCCGGUACCACCGGGAAACCCAAGCCCAUCGUGCACGGCGUGGGCGGAUAUCUUCUGAACGCGAGCAAAGAAGCACGGCUGCACCGCGACCACGGGCCCAAGUCCACCGUCCUCCAAUACACUACCACCGGCUGGAUCAUGUACCUCUCGGCCAUCGCGGGCCUGACAUUCGGCGGGAAAUCCAUCCUCUACGACGGGAGCCCGUUCCUCCCCGAUGUGAAGUUCCUCAUCCAGCUCCUGGGCGAGCACAAAGUAACUCAUUUCGGCACCUCCCCACGGUACCUCCACGAGCUGCGCAAGCACAACAUUCGACCCCGGGAGAUCACCGACCUGAGCAACUUGUCAAUCGUGACCAGCACCGGCAUGGUCCUCUCGGAGUCCCUGUUCGAAUGGUUCUAUGACGACGGAUUUCCCGCGCACGCUCAACUUGCCAAUAUCUCUGGCGGCACGGAUCUGGCCGCUUGCUUCGGUCUCGAGAACCCGCUCUCGCCUCUAUAUGUCGGUGGAUGCCAGGGACCCAGCCUGGGCAUCCCCAUCGCGGUCUUCGACCAGGCCGAGGAGGGUGCUUCAGGCGUUAAGGGCAGUGAAGUCCCCGACGGCACCCCGGGAGAGAUCGUAGCCACGGCGGCGUUUCCCACCAUGCCGGUGAAAUUCCUCGGCGAAGACGGGGCGCAGAAAUAUUUCGAUUCAUAUUUCGCCCGAUUUGACAACGUCUGGACCCACGGCGACUUCAUCAGCAUCCACCCCGUCACGAAACAGAUCUUCUUCCUCGGCCGCUCCGACGGCGUGCUGAACCCAUCCGGAAUCCGGUUCGGGUCCAGCGAGAUCUACAACGUCCUCGACACGCAGUUUCCCAGUGAAAUCGCAGAUUCGAUCUGCGUGGGACAGCGACGACCGCAGGACAGCGACGAGGCCGUGAUGCUGUUCGUGCUCAUGAGGCCGGGGUUCGAGUUCAGCGCGCAACUGGCGGGGCGCGUCAAAGAGGCGAUUCGAAAGGCGUUGAGCGCGAGACAUGUGCCCAAGUAUGUUUUUGAGACGCCUGAGAUUCCGACGACGGUUAACUUGAAAAAGGUCGAGUUACCGGUGAAGCAGAUUGUAUCUGGGCGGAAGAUCAAGGCGUCCGGGACGUUGCUGAACCCGCAGAGUCUGGAAUUCUACUACCAAUUCGUGGAGGUGGAAAGACUCGUCGAGCCGAAGAGCAAACUCUGA